AUGGCCGCCGAGGGUAGCAUUCCUUCGAUUCCUUUGUCUACAAUGAUCCAUAUGGGUUUUCUUCUGCAUCUGGAUGGCUCAUCCCCAUGCCCAUCGCGCGAGAUCACUACACCGGCAGGUACAAAAAGUACGAAUCCCGACUUCACCACUUGGUAUUCCCGGGAUCAACUAAUCCGGCUAUUUCUUGUUUCCACUCUUACGGAGGAGUCCAUGGCCGUUGUUAUUAGUUGCACUUCAUCCCGUGAUGUCUGGACCUCUCUGACUCGCGCCUAUAGUCAUGCCUCGAAGGCUCGAGAACGCAGCAUGAAGGACGAUCUUCUCUCGGUCAAGCGUGGGGAUCUCUCGGUUUCUGAAUAUGGACAGCGUUUCAAGGCAAUUUGUGACAAACUUGCUGCCAUUGGUCGGUCUAUUGAUUCAACUGACAAAUCUCACUGGUUCCUGAGAAGUUUGAGGCCUGCUUUUUCGACGUUCACGGCCGCGCAACUUGCUCAGGAGCCUCUUCCUGAUUUCGACACACUUCUUGCCCGCGCCGAAAGUCACCAAUUCUUCCAACGUUCAUCUGACAUCUCGCCAUCGUCGUCUUCGGUUGCAUUUUAUGCUGCUCCUAAGGCCCGUCCUCCGACGUCGUCUCAGCCACAAGGACGCUUCAAGAAAAAUAAAGGCAAAGGUCCUCGUCCGCCGUGGUGCUAUUUCUGCCGUGAAGAGAACCAUGAUGCGUGGGACUGUCCUAGACAUUUUGACCGCUCUUUCACUCGGCCUUCCCGAUCCUCUACUACAGCUAAUCUGGCCGAAGCACUAUCAUCAAGCUGCUCUAUAUCGCAACUUAAUGUUUCUGAUUGGUACUUAGACACUGGGGCUUCUGCCCAUAUCACCUCGGAUGCAUCUCAGCUUGAUGAUCUUACUGAUUACAACGGAUCUGAUCGUGUAACAGUGGACACCGGUCCACUUUUCCCAUCACCUGCUCCGCCACAGGCUCAUUCCGCUUGCCGCAUAUGUGCGUCGAGUGACUUGGUCCAGCCAUCCGUUGUUCCACCACUUACUCCUCCUGUUCCUAACCCCACUGAUGAUCUUCCUCACAAACAGCCUGUUGAUGCGCAACUCGGUCUCCAGCCGGAUACCACGCCACGGGCUCCUCCUGCUGCGCCACGUGCUCCUCCUGCUGCCACGCAUCCGAUGCAAACUCGAGCAAAGUCAGGUAUCUUUAAACCUCGAUAUCCUGCCACCAUUAACUGUGCAUCUCUUCUCACUGCUCUUACGGCUAUUUCGGAGCCCCGUGGCAUCACGGCUGCUCUUAAAUCUCCACAAUGGGUGCGUGCUAUGCUUAAGGAAUUAUCUGCUUUAAAGGCGAAUAAUACUUGGUCUCUCGUGCCGCGCCCUUCCUCCACCAACGUAGUCGGUUCGAGGUGGGUGUUUCGCACAAACUUCUUGCUGAUGGUUCUGUUGAUCGGUAUAAAGCUCGCUUGGUUGCUCAAGGGUUUAGCCAAAUUCCUGGACUCGAAGCCCGUGGCUACCCCGCUUGCACCUGGCUCUUCCAUGACCAAACAUGGUGAUCCUUUAGACAAGCCGCCACUUUAUCCUUCUCUUGUUGGUGCGCUGCAAUAUUUAACAAUCACGCGCCCAGAUAUUGCUUAUUCGGUAAACACUGUCAGUCAAUUCCAGCAACAUCCAACCAUUGAUCAUUUCUAA
This is a messenger RNA of Striga hermonthica, 1686 nucleotides long. NCBI's taxonomy places the organism in Eukaryota, Viridiplantae, Streptophyta, Magnoliopsida, Lamiales, Orobanchaceae. The record is from the annotation of a GenBank genome assembly.